This is a messenger RNA of Microthlaspi erraticum, 330 nucleotides long. The record is from the annotation of a GenBank genome assembly. NCBI's taxonomy places the organism in Eukaryota, Viridiplantae, Streptophyta, Magnoliopsida, Brassicales, Brassicaceae.
AUGCCGCCACCGGAGACCACCGUCUGGGCGAUCAACUCUAAGGUGCAGCAUUAUUAUUCCGAAUCAGAGAGGAUGGAAGGUACCGGUAGUUGGGAUUCGCUUCUAAAUGGACCAAAAUCGAAUCGCAGCCGGUUUCAGCGUCAGCAUCUUUCGCGAAUUAGGGUUGCUUGCUGGAAUCGGAGAAGGUCGUCGUCGAGGAAUGUCUUCAGAGUUGGUCAAAGUCAUUGUUUUUUCAUUCGAAUUUUCUUCCAAUAUCCGGAUAUUGUUGUUGAGACUUGGGUUAUGGAGUUGUCCUUGUUAGCACAUAUGCGGCAUGAACCCUGCUGGUGA